AUGGUCUGUCACUCCUUCAAGUUGUUUGUUGUCCUCAUUACAGCCUUAUUUUCUCUGCCUGUUCAGUCUUCCCCGGUGAUAUUCCAGAAACGUGGUGUAUGUGCCACUGAGGAGCCUAAUCCGUCUCUUCUGCGAGCUCUUCAGCAGGUUAUAAUUGAUGAGACAAACCCCGACCCUAAUGUACCCGAGGCUCGCGAGGGUCCCAUCGAGAUAGAUACAUGGUUCCAUAUCAUUAGUAGCCGGUCUGAGGCGAACCAGGUUACAGAUGCGAUGAUCAAUGCACAGUUUUCGAUCUUGCAAGAUGCAUAUAGGGAUGCGUCCAUUCAGUACCGACUCCAUGGUGUCACUCGGCAUGUGAAUGACCACUGGGCACAGAAUGGGGAUGACCUGGCGAUGAAGCAGGCACUGCGGAAAGGAAGCUAUCGAACGUUGAAUGUUUUCUUCCAGACCGAUCUCCAGGCGACAGCUGGACAGGCUGGUCGUUCUCAGCACCGUGCAAAUACCAUCAGUGAUGAUAUGUCUUCAAGCAUCCUGGGUUUCUGUACAUUGCCGGACCCGAGUAUCAAUGCGACAAGCCCCCGGGAGGACUAUAUUGGACACUGGAACGGUCUUCUACACACCUUCCAAGGAGAGUCCUGUUCUGCCGACAAUCCUGGAGAUUAUAUCGCGGAUACACCGCAGCAAUCUACUCCCACUGAUGGCUGCCCCUCCCGUAAGGACUCAUGCCCAGAUUCUCCUGGACUUGAUGCGGUCCAUGAUUUCAUGGAUUAUUCUUCGGACGUCUGCUAUGAAAUGUUCACGAACGGCCAGAUGCAACGGAUGCGGAAUAUGUGGUCCACAAUGCGUGUCGGAAAAUAA
Molecule: messenger RNA, 858 nt
Organism: Penicillium chermesinum
Lineage: Eukaryota; Fungi; Ascomycota; Eurotiomycetes; Eurotiales; Aspergillaceae
Product: zinc metalloprotease
Exons: 3
Coding region: 1-858 (285 amino acids)
Molecular function (GO): metallopeptidase activity
Source: RefSeq, a predicted model, not a curated record